Molecule: messenger RNA, 1674 nt
Organism: Ogataea angusta
Lineage: Eukaryota; Fungi; Ascomycota; Pichiomycetes; Pichiales; Pichiaceae
Exons: 1
Coding region: 1-1674 (557 amino acids)
Biological process (GO): aspartyl-tRNA aminoacylation
Cellular component (GO): aminoacyl-tRNA synthetase multienzyme complex; cytosol; cytoplasm
Molecular function (GO): aspartate-tRNA ligase activity; RNA binding; ATP binding
Source: RefSeq, a predicted model, not a curated record
AUGAGUCUUGAAGACAAAGUCGAGAAAUUGAAUUUGGAGGCACAGCCAGCGGCCCAAGCUGGCCAGGAAACUGUUCUCGGUCCCGACGGCCAGCCGCUGUCGAAGAAGGCGCUCAAGAAGCUCGAGAAGGAGCGCGAGAAGGAGAGAAAAAAGGCAGAGACCGCCGCCCGAAUGGCCCAGGAACAGGCCGCCAAGGCUGCUGCCGACGCCGCCAGCGACACUGCCAAGGACAACUACGGCAAGCUGCCUCUGAUGCAGUCGAACCGCAAGACGGGUAUUCCUCGAAUCCAGUUCAAAACGCUUACCCCUCAGGACGACGGCAAGGAGGUGGUUUUCAGAGCAAGAGUGCACAACUCCAGACAACAGGGCGCCACGAUGUGCUUUUUCCUGUUCAGACAGCAGGACGAGCUGAUCCAGGGCCUGAUCAAGGCCAAUGGCGACUCUGUGUCGAAGCAGAUGGUGAAAUGGGCCGCCUCGCUCAGUCUCGAGUCGAUCGUUCUUGUCCACGGCGUGGUGAAGAAGGUGGACGAGCUGGUCAAAAGCGCCACGAUCCAGGACGUGGAGAUCUCGAUCUCGAAGAUCUACACCAUUUCCGAGACGCCUGCCCAGCUGCCGCUGCUGAUCGAGGACGCCUCGCGCUCCGACGCCGAGGCCGAGGCCUCGGGGCUUCCCGUGGUCAACCUCGACACGCGGCUGGACUCGCGCGUGAUCGACCUGAGAACGGUCACGAACCAGGCCAUUUUCCGGCUGCAGUCCGGCAUCUGCCAGCUGUUCAAGGAGUUUCUGCUUGAGCGGAAUUUUGUCGAGACGCACACGCCAAAGCUGAUUGCCGCUGCGUCGGAGGGCGGAGCCAACGUUUUCAAGGUCGACUACUUCAAGGGCAGCGCGUUUCUGGCGCAGUCGCCGCAGUUCUACAAGCAGCAGCUGAUCGCUGCCGACUUCGAGCGGGUGUUUGAGAUUGCUCCCGUGUUCAGAGCAGAAAACUCCAACACGCACCGCCACAUGACCGAGUUUGUGGGGCUGGACCUGGAAAUGGCGAUCGAGGAGGACUACCACGAGGUCGUCGACCUGCUGGCAGAGCUGUUUGUGUUCAUCUUCAGCGAGCUCAAGACCAGGUUCGCCAAGGAGAUCGCCACGGUGAGAAGACAGUUCCCCGUGGAGGAGUUCAAGCUGCCGAAGGACGGCAAGAUGGUCAAGCUCCACUACAAGGAGGGCAUCCAGAUGCUGAGAGACGCCGGCAGAGAGCUCGGCGACUACGACGACCUCAGCACCGAGAACGAAAAGCUGCUGGGCAAGCUGGUGAGAGACAAGUACGACACAGACUUCUACGUGCUCGACAAGUUCCCGCUCGCGGUGAGACCGUUCUACACGAUGCCAGACCCGGAGGACAGCAACUACUCGAACUCGUACGACUUCUUCAUGCGCGGCGAGGAGAUCCUGUCGGGAGCGCAGCGGAUCCACGACCCGGUCCUGCUGGCCGAGAGAAUCAAGGCCCACGACGUGGACACCACCACGCCCGGUCUGUCGGACUACAUCCAGGCGUUCACGUACGGCUGUGCUCCGCACGCGGGCGGAGGCAUCGGCCUCGAGCGAGUGCUGAUGUUCUUCCUGGAUCUCAAAAACAUCAGAAGAGCCAGUCUGUUCCCAAGAGACCCUAGGAGACUGCGGCCAUGA